UACGCGUCACUCGUAUCUCUCACGCCUCUCGCUUCGGUUUCCUCUUGCUCGCGCGCACAAUGUUUGCCCGCAGCAUCCUCGGCGCGCGCCGGCUAGCUCUAGCAGCGCCGCCGCGUCUCUCCGCACCCCCAGGUCUCGGUCUCACACUCACUCUAGCGCGCGGCUUCACCACGUCGCCACCGCGCCUCACGCCGCGCAUUCCGUCCCGCUUCCCGCCCUCCUUCUUCCGGUCCCAUGCAUUCGCUCAGUCCCGUCCUACACCCCGCCGCGCCAAGUGGACGUAUGCACGCUACGGCCUCGUCUCGCCGACGUUUGCGCACAAACACCCCUGGCUCGCCUCCGUCCUCCGCCUCUUCCUCGCCGUCAUGGUCGGCUCCUCCGUCCUCCUCCUCAUCGUCCUGAUCCACGACGCAUCGACCUACUCACAGAAACACAUCGACCGCGUACCUGUCAACCCCCUGGCGCUGUCGCCGCGCCGCGGCGGGCCCAAGAACCUGCCGAUCAUCGAAGUCAACAUUGACGACAAGGAGAGCGACGAGAAGGCGCGCUGCGAGGGCAAGCCCCGCCUCAUCAUCCUAGGCGGCGGGUGGGGGGCCGUCUCGAUCCUCAAGACCCUUCCUCCGACAGCAUACAACGUCACGCUGAUUGCUCCGGACAACUACUUCUGCUUCACGCCUCUUCUGCCCUCGGCCUGCGUAGGGACCGUCGAGCCGCGGUCGCUUGUUGAGCCUCUCCGCCGCCUCGUCGCCCGUGUCCACGGCCACUUCUUGCAGGGCGCGGCCGUCGACAUCUGCAUGUCUGAGCGCCUCCUCGAGGUCGAGGUGCCGACUGAAGACGGGCCGAUGCGCGCUUACGUUCCGUACGACAAGCUCGUGAUUGCCGUCGGGUCGCGGUCGAACGACCACGGCGUCAAGGGCCUCGAGCACUGUUUCCAGCUCAAGACGAUUCCCGAUGCGCAGGCGAUCCGGCGUCAGAUCAUGAUGAACCUCGAGACGGCCUCGCUUCCCACCACGACGCCCGAGCAGCGCAAACAUCUCCUCUCGUUUGUGGUGUGUGGCGGCGGACCGACUGGCGUCGAGUUCGCGGCCGAGCUCUCGGACAUGCUCAACGAAGAUGUACUCGCCUACUACCCCAAGAUCCUGAAAGGCGAUAUGACGGUGACGAUUAUCCAGAGCCGCGACCAUAUCCUGAACACGUACUCGGAGAAGAUUUCGGACUAUGCGGAGAAGCACUUCCAGCGCGAGGAGAUUGAUGUGGUUACGAACGCGCGCGUGAAUGAAGUUACGCCCAAGUCGGUGCGCAUCACCAUCAAGGAGAAGGACGGCUCGAUCCGCGAGGCCGAGCUUCCCGCCAGCAUCGUGUUGUGGAGCACGGGGAUUGCGAUGCAGCCGUUCACACGGCAGAUGGUAGAGCUCCUGCCUAACCAGUUCCACUCCAAGGCCGUGCAAGUGGACGCGUACCUGCGCGUCGAAGGCGCCCCGAAGGGCUCGAUCUAUGCGAUUGGCGACGCGGCGACGAUCCACCUCAACAUGCUUUCGGACCUGCUUCUGAUCUGGGAGCAGUUUGACGAGAACAGAGACGACAAGCUGACCUACGACGAGUGGGCGCUCAUGGCCGAGCACAUCAAGAAAAAGUACCCCUUGACGAGCGACUACCUCGCGCAGAUCCGAGACGUGUUCAGAGAGUUUGACACGGACGGUCGCGGCCACCUCUCUCUCAACCAAGUCGCGGACAUGUUCAUCAAGAUGAGCUCGAAGGCCACCGCGCUGCCGGCGACAGCGCAAGUCGCGUCGCAGCAGGGCGAGUACCUCGGCCACAUGUUUGGUCGGCUCGCGCGCCAACGCAAGACGCUGCAAGCUAAUGACAUUGACAACCUCGACGACGAGGCGUACUACCACCCCUUCAAGUACCGGAAUCUCGGGACGCUCGCGUACAUCGGCAACUCGGCCGCAUUCGAUAUCGGGGGAUACGGGAGCGCGGGCGGCCUGCUGGCCAUGUACGCGUGGCGCAGCGUGUACUGGAGCAUGCAGGUGUCGAUGCGCACGCGCUUCAUGCUCAUGCUGGACUGGGUGAAGCGUGGGUUGUUUGGGCGUGACUUGUCGAAGUUUUAGCUCGUCUACGCUUGUAGAUGUAUGCAUCGGCGCGCCAUAGGCCCGUCCGUGGCUGCACGCUUCAUCCAGUAAUACCGGUGUGCGAUCCCCGCGCCGACCCGGAGUAACGCUCACCAAGUACGAGGCUAUCGCCGCGCCGCCCACCGCGGCCGCCCCUUGGGCGUCGGCUGGAGCUUGCGGUCCAACUCCUUGAUCGCCCGCUCGACCGUCUCGCAGAUCUCGUGGAACGGGGCGUCAUGUAUAGCCGGAUUGAGCAC
Messenger RNA from Cutaneotrichosporon oleaginosum, 2368 nucleotides. RefSeq lists its product as uncharacterized. Lineage: Eukaryota; Fungi; Basidiomycota; Tremellomycetes; Trichosporonales; Trichosporonaceae. The record is from RefSeq and is a predicted model, not a curated record. Gene Ontology annotation, molecular function: calcium ion binding; NADH dehydrogenase activity.